GGAAGUGGAACCACCCUCAGUCUCUCUGGUAAGGCGUCAACUUUGGCGACCCAUAGGUUCUCACCUUGGAGACGGAGAGCUAAAGAGAUUGUGUGUGAGUGUUCGACUACCAAAAAUAAGUGCUGAUAAGGGUGUUCCAGUUCACUGCACUGAACAAACGAGUGCCUUGUGACAAUGGCUGGAAGGCCUGACGAACAUCUAUCUCACUGUGUGUUGUGCCAGGUGUGCUGUUGUGGCCGCUUUCAGGAUCCCAGUUCCGUCCCCGACCGUCCGAGCCUGUCAUCUCCGAGACCUUCUAGGCAGACUAGCUUGAAAUCCCCCCCCAAGAGCAAGAGGUGAGGCCCCCCUCGGCUCUCCUUCCGACUGAGCCCGGUAUGACGCAGGCAGCAGCAGCAAUGAAAUAUUGCUAAUUGUUAUAAUCAUCACCUGUUCCUCUACCCCUCUUCCAUUGGCUUUCUCGCACCAGGAUCCAAUAUCGAAAGACGCUCGACGUCAUCAUGUUUCUCUUUCCCACCCGAAGCAGGAGCGGGGCCACAAUCCUCUCACGGUGUGUCACAGGAGCUGCUGUGAGCGUCGCUCUGCCCUUCCCGAGGGGACCAUCACAAGCAAUCCAUACGGCUCCGCAAACAACGGACUGCAAGCCAGACGCGACUCAAAAUAAAAGUCUUUUCGACCUCGCUCUGUCGCUUUCGCAGCGACCGCUGAACGGCAAUGCGGUCAUGCAGUACACCCACUUUCAGAAUCAUGGCACAGCAUCCCCGGUCGGUCAUAUGACCAAACUCGCCGUCGCGGAUCGGUACGGCUUGAGCACUCGCGACUUGCGCGUUUUCGAUCAGCCAUCGAGCGGAGUACCAUAUAUCCUUGUUCGAGAAUCUACUCUGCUUCUUCACCUAUUAGACCUGCGCGUUCUUGUGCAGCACGACCAUGCGCGACUCUUCCAUGUCGCCCACGUGCCGCCAAGUCUCGACCACGCCCAGGGCAGCGACAAGAAUCGUGUGUCGCGCGUGUUCAGCCACGUUAUGAAGGAAAAGCUACGAGACGGCCAACAGCCAGGCAAGGCGGAACGGCAGCCUUACGAGCUAUGCGUGUUGGAGGCAGCUUUGUCGGCCGUCACGUCGGUCUUAGAAGCAGAGUGUUUGCUGACCGAGCAAGAAGUCUCCCAGACUCUCCGGAUUACUGAUUCGAGCACGCUGAAUGGAGAAGAACGUGUCACCCAUUUGCAUCUACGCACAAUCCUGGAACUGAAGCGGAAACUCGUCGGGAUUGAACAACGAGCACUCCAGGUGCGCAACAUGGCGCAGGAGGUAUUGAAUGAAGAUAAAGACAUGGCCAACAUGCAUUUGACCGAUAAGCAGGCGGGGAAGCCACAUAAGGUGCAGGAUCACCAGGGUGUCGAAUAUCUUUUCGAGGCAUACUUCAAGGCCAGCGACGCCAUCGGACAGGAUGCGGCGAGCUUGAUGAGCCAUCUCCAACGCACCGAAGACACAAUUCGGUACACGCUGAGUGUGCGACGAAAUCAGAUCAUGGUGUUGGAAGCUCGACUCGAGAUACUGAUGUUGGCGUUAGCGGGGGCCACUCUCGUCGCGGGCUGGUAUGGCAUGAACUUGGUAAACUAUUUUGAGGAUAGUCCACAUGCUUUUGCAGUCGUUGUUCUCCUCUCCUGUGCGGCCGUACUCGGAUCGACCUGGUACGGAAUGCAUAGGUUGCGGCGGAUCUGCACGGCACAAUUACACGUCUGAGCGGCCCCUCACGCAAAUCAGUGCAGAAGGUCUAGAACACCCGAUCGCUCGAGGAAAGUUGCGAGUAAAUUCCAUUUUCCUGCAGGUGGCUGUCCCACGAC
This is a messenger RNA of Aspergillus homomorphus CBS 101889, 1840 nucleotides long. RefSeq names its product CorA family magnesium transporter. Gene Ontology annotation, molecular function: magnesium ion transmembrane transporter activity. Gene Ontology annotation, biological process: mitochondrial magnesium ion transmembrane transport. NCBI's taxonomy places the organism in Eukaryota, Fungi, Ascomycota, Eurotiomycetes, Eurotiales, Aspergillaceae. The record is from RefSeq and is a predicted model, not a curated record. The transcript has a single exon. The coding region runs from base 498 to 1739 and encodes 413 amino acids. Gene Ontology annotation, cellular component: mitochondrial inner membrane.